AUGCCUGUAAAGACGGUGUACAUCAUGCGGCACGGCUUCCGCCUCAACUGGCUCACGACCGACUGGAAGAGCCCGACGAAUCUACCGCGCGAUCCGCCUCUGGCCGCAUUUGGCGAGACUCAGGCAAAGGAGGUCGCCGACUAUUUCUUGUCGCUGCCCGAGGAUGAGCGGCCGACUGCAAUCUGGAGCUCGCCUUACUAUCGGUGUCUUCAAACCAUUGCGCCCACCGCAGAGGCGCUCGGGAUCCCGAUCUUCAUUGAGCACGGUCUCUCCGAGUGGUACUCUCCCGUUGAGCCCGGCACAGGCCUGCACCCACGCCCCGGAUCCGCACACUCCCUUCAACAGCAUUGCGCACACGUAUCACCCGAAGGCUGGCAAUCGGUUUACCUUCCCUCCCGCCACGGCGAAGACGUGCCGGACUUCCACGACCGUGCCGCCGAUACGCUCCGCGCUCUUAUCCCUCUGGCCGAGAAGACUCUACCUGAGAACAAGCACGAGCGCAUACUCCUCAUGAGCCACGCCGCGACCGUCAUCGGGCUCGCCAGGGCACUCUGUGGAAAUAGGGAGCUGCCGUUCCGCGCGGGAUGCGCGUCGUUGACGCAUGCCAGGCGCAAGGAGGACGGCGUGGUGGGCGCGUUUGAGAUUGUGACGUUGGGGAGCGGGAAGCAUCUGAAGGACGGGUUGCAAAGGGAUUGGGGGUUCGAGGAUAUUCAGAUCGCCGAUGGCAAGGUCGUGAAUGAUAAAGGUGUACCCGGAACCGAGGGCAAGGAUCCUGGUCCUUCGGGGCUGCAAAUCCCCGUAGAGCAGCUCGCGCGGAUGUAG
Molecule: messenger RNA, 822 nt
Organism: Peniophora sp. CBMAI 1063
Lineage: Eukaryota; Fungi; Basidiomycota; Agaricomycetes; Russulales; Peniophoraceae
Source: the annotation of a GenBank genome assembly